UGGACAAAUUGGAAAGUGUCUGGAGAAAUGAUCAAAGGUCUGAAGACCAUGGCUUCCAAGGCUCAUGGAGUUGAGGGUGUUUGGUAUAGAGAAGAGAAGAGAAUCAAAUGGUCAGAAAAGAGAUUCCUCCUAAACAUUAGGAAGAACUUAAUGAUGGUCAGAGAGGUUUAACAGUGGGACAUGCUUCUGCUGGGAAGUCAGUUGGAUUCCCCUUCUCUGGUGUCAGUGGGGUUGGCCUGGAUGGCCCAUUAGGUCUCUUCCAUUAGGAUAAGAGUGAGUAGGACCUCUCUGGAGCAGAGCCAGCAUGGAGUAGUGCUCCAUGAAGUUCUAAAGUUGAUGUCCAUCUGCUCUGCAUCUAAGACCCAACCGGGGUGGUGCAUAAUGUCCACCACAUCCGCUCGCGUGGCCUUGGCACGUUGGGCAUCACACCACCAAGACAUCAACACAGGGGACAGCUCGCAUAACGUUGCAUAAUGUCUUGGGUCUCUGUCAUGCGGAUCUGCUGAGGGUGGAGCCCAACCGGAAAUUUCCUUAAAAAUAGAGGAGAGAAAGGCUCCUUUCUUUGCCGCGAACGCCUGCUAAUCAAUUACUUUGGGGACAGAGAACAGAUAAAGCCACUCUGUCUUCCGACGUGAAGCCGAGGAGGAGCCGGGAGUUGCUACAAAGAGAGGCUCCGAGACGGAUGCCGGCCCUUCAGGCUCCAAGACUCAAAAGAGUGGAGAAGGAAGGAGGAGAGACGGAGACAAGAGGCCAUCCAACCCAACAAAGACCCAGAAGAGAGAACCUCGGGGUCGUUGCGAGAAAACAGAAGGUCCCGCUUGGCUGAUUCGGCCGAACUAAACUCUCGGAUCUGCGGUGAAAAGUCUCCCUGUUUCAUCUCACCUCCAAUGGAUCCUUGAGAAGACCACAAAGCUAUUUGGAGAAGGAGUUGGAGGACAACAAGGCAUUUCUGUGGAGAUCUUCCACCACAUUGUCCAGAAGAUGUACACGGUCCACAAUGCCACGCUGGCUGGCAACCUAUCCGUCAAUGGGACCGAAGGGGGCAACUGCUCCACCGACAAUCCACUGAUGAUCCCCCACGAAGUCUUCCUGAUCCUGGGUGCCAUCAGCUUCGUGGAGAACCUUCUGGUGGUGGCCGCCAUCGCGAAGAACCACAACCUGCACUCCCCGAUGUACUACUUCAUCUGCUGCCUGGCCAUGUCGGACAUGCUGGUGAGCAUCAGCAACGUGGUGGAGACCUUCUUCAUGCUGCUCAACGACCACGGCCUGUUGUUGUUGGGGAAAUCCACCAUAAAGCACAUGGACAUCAUCAUGGACAUGCUGAUCUGCAGUUCCCUGCUCUCCUCGCUGUCCUUCCUCAGCGUCAUCGCCAUCGACCGCUACAUCACCAUCUUCUACGCCUUGCGCUACCACAACAUCAUGACCUUCCAGCGGGCACUGGCCCUCAUCCUGUCCAUUUGGGCGGUCUGCUUCGUGGCCAGUAUCGUCUUCAUCCUCAACGACAGCCCGGCGGUGAUCACCUGCCUGGUGGUCUUCUUCGUGGCCGUGGUCACCCUCAUCCUGGCACUCUACACCCACAUGUUCAUCCUGGCCCGCCAUCACGCCCGGCGCAUGUCCCACAUCCCCAAGAAGCAGAACUCCCCACAGAUGUCCAGCAUGAAAGGGGCCAUCACCCUCACCAUCCUCUUGGGGGUCUUCCUGAUCUGCUGGGGGCCCUUCUUCCUCCACCUGACCCUCAUCAUCAUCUGCCCCUUCCGCUGCGCCUGCUACUUCAACUACUUCAGCCUCUACCUCAUCCUCAUCAUCUGCAACUCCGUGGUGGACCCCGUCAUCUACGCCUUCCGGAGCCAGGAGCUCAAGAGGACUUUGAAGGACAUGCUGUUCUUGGUUUGGUAGAAGGAAGGAUGGAGAAAGGUGAGGAAGGAAAGAAGGAAGGGAGGAGAAAGGGAAGGAAACUAUGGAGGAAGGGUUAGAUAUUGGAAAGGGGAUCCCGUUGAGGAGAAGACAACCAGCUUGUUUUCUGUAGGACUCAAUGGAUCCAUGGAUUCAAGAGAUUGAUGGUGGAGUCAAGAGAUUCCACCUAAACAUUGGUGGCUCUCUAUCAAAGCUGGACCUUCUGCCUUUCCUUAGAACCCAAGGAACACAAACUCUCGCAAGUGGAUAUGGACAGACAAGUGGACAGAGAUGGUGGAGAAACCUAAACUUUCCUGGUCAGUAUUCCUUUGCUCUUCCAAUGCCGUGCCCCAGCUCCUUGAGUGGCGUGGCUCGUUGGCUCCUGAAAGCAAUUUUGUUCCACCUAAAAACUAAUCCCAACCCUUGUCAGAGUUCCUCUUUGCUUCUCUUCGCCAUUGGGAAAGGAGGGAAGGUGGAAUGAAGGUAAGACUACAAGAUCACCUUCUUCUCAGUCCCCAAACUUCUAGGGAGCUUUAACAUUAAGCUCCUGAUCCCCUCCAAGACCUUCUCAGUCCCGAAAGUUCUAGAGAACUUCAACAUUGAGCUCCUGCUCCCCUCCAAGACUUUCUCAGUCCCCAAACUUCUAGAGAACUUCAACAUUGAGUUCUUGCUCCCCUCCAAGACCUUCUCCUUCUCAGUCCCCAAACUUCUAGGGAACUUUAACAUUGAGCUCCUGCUCCCCUCCAAGACCACCUUCUUCUCAGUCCCCAAACUUCUAGAGAACUUCAACAUUGAGCUCCUGCUCCCCUCCAAGACCUUCUUCUUCUCAGUCCCCAAACUUCUAGGGAACUUCAACAUUGAGCUCUUGCUCCCCUCCAAGACCUUCUUCUUCUCUGUCUCCAAAGUUCUAGGGAACUUCAACACUGAGCUCCUGCUCCCCUCCAAAACCUUCUUCUUCUCAUUCCCAAACUUCUAGGGAACUGCAACACUGAGCUCCUUCUCCCCUCCAAGACCUUCUCAGUCCCCAAACUUCUAGAGAACUUCAACAUUGAGUUCCUUCUCCCCUCCAAGACCUUCUCAGUCCCCAAACUUCUAGAGAACUUCAACACUGAGCUCCUUCUCCCCUCCAAGACCUUCUCAGUCCCCAAACUUCUAGAGAACUUCAACACUGAGCUCCUUCUCCCCUCCAAGACCUUCUCAGUCCCCAAACUUCUAGAGAACUUCAACACUGAGUUCCUUCUCCCCUCCAAGACCUUCUCAGUCCCCAAACUUCUAGAGAACUUCAACACUGAGCUCCUUCUCCCCUCCAAGACCUUCUCAGUCCCCAAACUUCUAGAGAACUUCAACACUGAGCUCCUUCUCCCCUCCAAGACCUUCUCAGUCCCCAAACUUCUAGAGAACUUCAACACUGAGCUCCUUCUCCCCUCCAAGACCUUCUCAGUCCCCAAACUUCUAGAGAACUUCAACACUGAGCUCCUUCUCCCCUCCAAGACCUUCUCAGUCCCCAAACUUCUAGAGAACUUCAACACUGAGUUCCUUCUCCCCUCCAAGACCUUCUCAGUCCCCAAACUUCUAGAGAACUUCAACACUGAGUUCCUUCUCCCCUCCAAGACCUUCUCAGUCCCCAAACUUCUAGAGAACUUCAACACUGAGCUCCUUCUCCCCUCCAAGACCUUCUCAGUCCCCAAACUUCUAGAGAACUUCAACACUGAGCUCCUUCUCCCCUCCAAGACCUUCUCAGUCCCCAAACUUCUAGAGAACUUCAACAUUGAGUUCCUUCUCCCCUCCAAGACCUUCUCAGUCCCCAAACUUCUACAGAACUUCAACACUGAGCUCCUUCUCCCCUCCAAGACCUUCUCAGUCCCCAAACUUCUAGAGAACUUCAACAUUGAGUUCUUGCUCCCCUCCAAGACCUUCUCCUUCUCAGUCCCCAAACUUCUAGAGAACUUCAACACUGAGCUCCUUCUCCCCUCCAAGACCUUCUCAGUCCCCAAACUUCUAGAGAACUUCAACACUGAGCUUUGCAUCCCAGUGUUUCCCAUACACUGAUCUUCCAAGUGUUUUGGACUUCAGCUCCCGGAAUCCCUGUUCAUUGGCCAACACAACUGUGGCUUCUGGGAGCUGAAGUCCAAAACACCUGGAAGGCCAGAAAUUUGGGGAUUUCUAACAUUUUAGAGGUGCCCCCGGUGGUGCAGCCCCUGGUUAAUGUCAGACUUAAUGUCAGGGGAGAAUCUUUAUCUCCUGAAGUGCUUCAGAGAUUAUAUACAGUAGAGUCUCACUUAUCCAAGCCUCGCUUAUCCAAGGUUCUGGAUUAUCCAAGCCAUUUUUGUAGUCAGUGUUUUCAAUAUAUCGUGAUAUUUUGGUGCUAAAUUUGUAAAUACAGUAAUUACAACAUAACAUUACUGCGUAUUGAAGUACUUUUUCUGUCAAAUGUGUUGUAUAACAUGAUGUUUUGGUGCUUAAUUUGUAAAAUCAUAACCUAUUU
This is a messenger RNA of Anolis carolinensis (green anole), 4378 nucleotides long. It is a transcript of the gene mc1r, whose product is annotated as melanocortin 1 receptor. The transcript has a single exon. Bases 982 to 1896 code for a protein of 304 amino acids. Gene Ontology annotation, cellular component: cytoplasm; plasma membrane. The record is from RefSeq and is a predicted model, not a curated record. Gene Ontology annotation, molecular function: melanocyte-stimulating hormone receptor activity. NCBI's taxonomy places the organism in Eukaryota, Metazoa, Chordata, Lepidosauria, Squamata, Anolidae. Gene Ontology annotation, biological process: regulation of metabolic process; adenylate cyclase-activating G protein-coupled receptor signaling pathway.